Messenger RNA from Triticum aestivum (bread wheat), 4095 nucleotides. RefSeq names its product disease resistance protein RPS2. NCBI's taxonomy places the organism in Eukaryota, Viridiplantae, Streptophyta, Magnoliopsida, Poales, Poaceae. Gene Ontology annotation, molecular function: ADP binding; protein binding; ATP hydrolysis activity. Bases 1028 to 3787 code for a protein of 919 amino acids. The record is from RefSeq and is a predicted model, not a curated record. The transcript has 3 exons.
GUCCAUCUGUAAUUCCUACCCCGCUACUCCCGUCUGGUCUACUUCCCCCUUCCCUAACUCCCUCCUGACUCCCGAUGCUUCUGGUAGACUCGCCAUGCAGAUGGAUCUUCAAUGGCGGAACAAGGUUACGAUCUUGGUCACCGGAUAGAACCCGCCGCCUCGAUUAAACAUGGACUCUGAGCGUCGCCGCCGGAGGAAAAGUGGAACCCUAGAUCGCCUAGGGGAAAAACCGCAAAAAACUAGCCGGACUCACGAGGAAAGUUGUGGGCUGAAUCCUAGCAGCCCGUGUAGGCAGCGGAGGGCCGAAGUCAGCCCAACUACCGGUCGGGCUGAAAAGAAAAUACCGCAGCCGUUGGGGAAUUUUAUCCGCGGCUAGUUCCCUGCCGACGGCGACUUUUGUCAUCCAUCCAUCGCCCACCUCCGAGUUUCUAACCGCAACUCCGACGGCCAGCGACCAGAUAAAAACCAGCUUCACCGCCGCCCGCCGGCGGAAACUCCCAUAUGGACUACUACCAGGCCUUCCAGAGCCCCGCGGCUGGAGAAGCCAAGGUAAACUCCCCGGACGGGCGCUCCCCAGCUCGUCGCCGCACGCAACGUGUUCGACGGAUUGACUCUUCCACACGCAGUUUCACCGCGAACGCAGCCGUUGCUUGGCUUGCCAUCGCGGCGCUCCUCUUCCCGAAACAACGAGGAAACAGGACCGCGGGGAGUGGUUUUCGCCCCCCGCACUCGGUUUCGGCUUGGAAGAGUAUGCCAUCCACAAGUUUCCUUCUCGAAUGAUGACUUCUUCGUGCCUCCCACUACCCAGCUGCGCGUGGACAUUUUCUCUAGACAUGUCAGUCGCCAUCGGCAGAACUGUCGCCGUGCCUUCGCUGUACAUUCUCGCCGUGCUGGCCGGUUUGACCAGGGGACCGUGUGGCGUCUCGCUGUUGCAUUGGGUUGUUCUUUAUAAGCUUUACCUUUUCCCCCCUAUUGGCAUCUUCCAUGCCUACCCAGCCUGGCUGCCACUUGAAAAUCGUUGAUCCCAAUGGCUGACGCGAUCAGCGCCGCCGGUUCUUGCCUGCAGCCCCUCUGCGAAUGCUUGGAUGGCACAGGCAUGCUGGACGCGGCGGCCCGGGAGGUCGCCUCGUUCCUUCACCUCAAAUCCAACUGGGCCGAUCUCGACAAGGCCAAGAAGCUACUGCUUGCUGUCGAGACGACAGUGAGGGCGCGAGUCACCGCAGAGGUGGACAAGCUGAACAUCUGUGACCCUCAGGUGCAGGUCUGGCUGAGGCGUAUCGAAGAGCUACAACUGGAUGCCAUCGACGAGGACUACAGCCAGUUGAGGAAGUAUUCUUGCCUCGGCCAGUGCACCAUCCAUGCUCACCGGCGUGCCUCGAUCGGCAGGCAUGUUCUUGAGGCUCUAGAUGAGGCAAAUAAACUUAUUGAAGAAGGGAGGCGGUUCAAGAAAUUUGGAUUCAAGCCCCUUCCCAAGAUUGUUGAUCCAUUGCCUCAAAUCGAGACGUUUGGUUUGGAGACCAUGCUGAGUCAGCUCCAUGAUCUGUUUGAGAAGGGCGACUCGAAUAUAAUUGGUGUGUGGGGUCAAGGAGGUGUUGGCAAGACGACGCUUCUACAUGUUUUCAACAAUGAUCUUGAAAAGAAGGCCCAUGACUAUCAGGUUGUUAUCUUUAUUGAAGUAUCCAAUUCAGAGACGCUGAACAUAGUGGAGAUACAACAGACUAUCUCCGAAAGGCUCAACUUGCCAUGGAAUGAUGCAGAGCCAAUUGCCAAACGGGCCAGAUUCUUGAUAAAGGCACUUGCUAGGAAAAGAUUUGUAAUCCUGCUUGAUGAUGUAAGGAAGAAAUUCCGACUGGAGGAUGUUGGUAUCCCAACUCCAGAUACCAAAAGUCAGAGCAAGCUGAUCCUCACAUCACGUUACCAAGAAGUAUGCUUCCAGAUGAAUGCACAAAGAAGCUUGAUUAAGAUGCAGAUUUUGGGUAACGAUGCUUCAUGGGAACUGUUCUUGAGCAAGCUUAGCAAGGAGGCUAGUGCAGCAGUUGAAUCGCUUGGUUCCCAGAAUACUUCUAGAGAGCAUGCUAUGGCAAUAGCCCGAAGUUGUGGAGGACUGCCACUUGCACUCAAUGUCAUUGGGACCGCUGUGGCAGGCUUGGAAGAGGGUGAGUGGAAAUCAGCUGUGGAUGCAAUUGAUACUAAUAUGGAGAAUAUUGAUGGUGUGGAUGAAAUGUUUGGUCGGUUGAAAUACAGCUACGACAGGCUCACAACCACUCAACAACAGUGUUUCUUAUACUGCACUCUUUUCCCAGAAUAUGGAUCUAUCAGUAAAGAGCAACUUGUUGAUUAUUGGUUAGCUGAAGGUUUGCUAUUACAUGAUCGUGAGAAUGGUUAUCUGAUAUUCCGCAGUCUCGUUUCAGCCUGCUUGUUGCAGGCCAGUGGCUCAAUGUCUUCAAAGGUAAAAAUGCACCAUGUAAUCAGGCAACUGGGUCUUUGGUUGGUCAACAAGUCAGAUACAAAGUUUCUUGUUCAACCAGGGAUGGCCUUGGAUAAUGCUCCAUCAGCUGGAGAAUGGAAUGAAGCUACAAGGAUCUCCAUCAUGUCUAAUAACAUCACCGAGCUUUCUUUCUCACCAAAGUGCAAAAAUGUUACCACUCUGUUGAUGCAGAACAACCCAAAUUUGAACAAGAUGAGCUAUGGAUUUUUCAGAACUAUGUCAUCCUUGAAAGUUCUGGAUCUUUCUCAUACUGCAAUAACAUCACUUCCAGAAUGUGAUGCAUUGGUUGCAUUGGAGCAUCUGAAUUUGUCUCACACACACAUUAUGAGAUUACCUGAGCGCCUAUGGUUACUGAAAGAGUUGAGGCAUUUGGAUCUGAGUGUGACUGUUGCACUUGAAGAUACCAUGAACAACUGCUCAAAGUUGCACAAGUUGAAAGUGCUCAAUCUCUUCCGCAGCCACUAUGGUAUCCGUGAUGUUGACAACCUGAAUUUGGAUUCUCUGAAGGAACUACUGUUCCUUGGAAUCACUAUUUAUGCAGAGGAUGUGCUAAAGAAAUUGAACAUGCCUCGUCCUUUGGCGAAGUCAACACAUCGCUUAAACUUGAAGUAUUGUGCAGAUAUGCAAUCAAUCAAAAUCUCUGACCUCAGCCACAUGGAGCACCUUGAGGAGCUGUAUGUUGAAUCAUGCUAUGACCUGAACACAGUGGUUGCUGAUGCUGAGCUUACAACUUCACAGUUGCAGUUCCUGACCCUGUCAGUUCUUCCCUCGUUGGAAAGUGUCCUUGUUGCACCAAUGUCCCAUAAUUUUCAGUACAUUCGCAAAUUGAUCAUUUCACACUGCCCCAAGCUGUUGAACAUAACAUGGGUCCGAGGACUUCAGCUUCUUGAGAGGCUUGUCAUAUCUCAUUGUGAUGGGGUGCUCGAAAUUGUUGAAGAUGAGGAGCAGUGUGGAGAACAAAUGAAAAUGCAGGAUCAUGCUUCAGAUGAACAAGAAGAUCAUGCUAUGAUAGAAACUUCACGGAAUGACACAGGGCAGAGUGACUUCCCAAAGUUGAGAUUGAUCGUAUUGACGGGACUUAAGAAGCUGAGAAGUAUUUGUAAAGCAAGAGAAUUCCCAUGCCUUGAGACCCUUCGGGUGGAGGAUUGCCCAAAUCUGAGGAGCAUCCCGCUAAGCUGCACGCAUAACUAUGGGAAACUGAAGCAGAUAUGUGGUUCAGUUGAAUGGUGGGAGAAACUGCAGUGGGAAAAUAAGGAGGAGGUGGCAUGUCUGAACAGCAAGUACUUCAUUCCAAUCUGACAGAGCCCCAAUUUCAAUGGCUUUUGUAUGGCAUGCAGGCAAUGUUCAUCCUUGUGCUGUGCUGGCAGCAAAGGAUUACAAGUCUGCCAAGUGCCACAUUUCGGAAGUUCUAUUCUAUGAGGUAGAACUCAAUCUCUCAUGGUAGCAACUUGAUGACCUGUACAAGCAUAGCAGCUAGUGUGUUUAAUGCAUGCUUCCCAUGUAAACUGCAUGGCAAAAUCAACCAAGUUGGAAAUACCACCAGUCCACCCUCCUUGCUGAAGAUCAAAUACUUGCUGACAGAUAUAAAUGCGUUUUCCUGGAAAUAU